This is a messenger RNA of Rhodotorula toruloides NP11, 834 nucleotides long. RefSeq lists its product as uncharacterized. The transcript is spliced from 3 exons. The record is from RefSeq and is a predicted model, not a curated record. NCBI's taxonomy places the organism in Eukaryota, Fungi, Basidiomycota, Microbotryomycetes, Sporidiobolales, Sporidiobolaceae. Bases 1 to 834 code for a protein of 277 amino acids.
AUGCCCUCCUUCGCCGUCUCGCCCUACUUGGCGCCGUACGCCCCCUACCUCCGUCCACCAACCUACUACGCCCUCUGGACAUUCUACUACCUCUCCUUCCUCCUCUCCCCGAUACUCAUCACAAUCCUCCAGAUGCUCACGCUCCUCCUCCCACUCAUCGAACGCGCUGUCGAGGCGUAUCGAAGGAAAGUUGAGGUCAGCGAGUGGGGGAGAGAGGAGUGGGCUUUUCCCGAAGGUCGAGGAGGAGGGGAGGAAAGCGAGUGGGUAAAGAUGGUGAAGGGGUAUGUGGAUGUUAGGCCGGCGAUGGAGGAUGCGUGGGCAAAGGUGGUGGAGAAGUUGAGGGGGCUGAGUGCGUCUAUGGGAUGGGAUACGAAGGUUCAGGCGGGAGGAGCGGGAGAUGACGGCGCAGCUACGCAACCUGUCGCCUCCCUCUCGAUCGCUCAUCGCCCGCCGUCAAUUCGCUCCUGCAUCCAACCUCCUCCCGCCGCACCCGCAUCCGUCGCACCUUCCUCCCGCUCGACCGUCCGCUCAAACCCCUUUUCUCGUCCGCCUACCAUCGUCAACGCUGCUUCUGUCGCUCCAGCCGCCUUUGUUCAUUCCGGACGAGCACGUCUGACACGAGUAGCUUCGGUUGCUGGCAGUCAAGUUGGUUCGGCUCAUGGCGAGCGGAGCGUCCGGUCGCGCACCAAUCCCUUCUCCGCGCACGGCGGCUCGCAAGUCUCGUACCGCCCCUCGCAGCACGGCUCGCUCCACAGCUGGCACGGCUCGAUACACGGCGGCCCGGAGGAGUACGACGAGCAGUUCGAGGGCGAGAUGGACCGCGGGAGCGUGUGA